AAUAGUUCAAAAGUUUAAACAUGUGCAUGUGUAGGUUUACUAAAAUCAGAGCAGCCGCAUAAAAAUACGCAUACAAGCCAAGCUUCUAUUAUCAAUCGCUCACAUAAAGGUUAACAUUUGUUUUUUUUUUACACAUUGCUUGGCCACAUCGCUAACGCAGACUGACCAACAGAUAAACAAUACAGUUAGGAGCUGUUAAUUAAUAUUAACAAAACAAUUAAAAUGCGCAAGACAUGGGUAAAACGCGAGAAUAUUUACUACAAGCCAUUCUACAAGGACAAAUCCAAAAUGUUUUUUCUGUUAAUUUUUUUGGUUGGAAUCUCAUUCAUUGCAUAUCAGGCCUUCUCGCUGAAUCAGUUGCCCAGCGUUCAGCAGCUGCGACGCAAGCACAAACAAAUGAUGCAGUCUCUGGGCAGCAAACAGCUGGAUGUGGACGACUUUGAUGGCGGGGGCGGUGCCGGUUGGGGUCUCAAUCUAGCUGUGCCUGCAACCCAAGAUGCAGACGCCAUUAAGAUCAUACGCGGCAUACGGCUCUUCGACUAUGAUGCCUACAAGCCCAAUUAUAAAGGCAACUUCAAGUGCCUGGAUGGUAGCAAGGAGAUUCCGUUUGACCAUCUCAAUGACAACUAUUGCGACUGUGAUGCUGAUGGCAGCGAUGAGCCGAGCACGAAUGCCUGUGCCAAUGGGCGUUUUUAUUGCAAAUACCAAAAAAGACAUAUCACGGGACGUGGCCUGGAUGUCUGGGUUUGGGCGUCCCGGGUGAACGACAACGUUUGUGAUUGCUGCGAUGGCAGCGACGAGUGGACGACACAUGUCAAGUGCCAAAAUAAUUGUGCGUAGCUUUUCAUUGGUGCAGCUAAGCAGACCACCGGGCGCAGAACUCCACUUCUAUCUCAUACGCAUCUCAAAGAUUACUCUGUUAGUGUUAAAAUCGCAUCACAAAACAUAUUUUUUGUAGAACAUUUUUGAUUACGAUUACGAUAAACUUGUAAUUUAUUAAAAAAAAAAAAGAAGAAAAAAACUAGGCGGUAUGUUUAAGUAGAUUGAAUAAAAACACAUUAAUCUUAAAAA
Messenger RNA from Drosophila virilis, 1071 nucleotides. RefSeq lists its product as uncharacterized. Lineage: Eukaryota; Metazoa; Arthropoda; Insecta; Diptera; Drosophilidae. Gene Ontology annotation, cellular component: glucosidase II complex. The record is from RefSeq and is a predicted model, not a curated record. Gene Ontology annotation, biological process: N-glycan processing.